GCGGCUGCGAAUCUAUUUUCAACCAUGACCAGCGUCAGCGCGGGCGAGUCGAUCCUGGCGCUGUACGCGGCGCAGUUCCUCAAGGCACCGCCGAAGACGACCAUGCCCCAAGCAUUUGACACGAGUGGCGAAGACGACAACCAAGCAGCGGUCGGGCGCGGUGACGACCCACGACUGCCGACUGAAGGUGCGAUCGAAGACGAGUUGUCCGAGCCCGACGACGUGCGGCCGGCCGCGCCUGAGCCCAUCCAUGAAGCAUCCAAGAGCGACAGCAUGGACGAGUCUUCAACAUUGCCGUCGUCGACGAACCGCGUUGAGCCGCAGGAGAUUCCGCCGCUGUUGCAGUCGCUGCUGCAAUCGCUCGCGGACCAGAAAGCACAGCUUGCAACUCUACUUCGGUUCACGGGCUCGCUGAGCUGCGCGCCAGCGUCCAUGGACGGACCGCUGACACCCGAGAGCAUCCGCGAUGCUGCCGAAAACGUUGUCGGCAUCCAGUCGGGGCACCACCGCCUGUCGCUGGCGCGUACCGCCGUGCUGCUCGCCAACCUCUCGCUGCAAGCCGAAGUAGCCGUUGCGCAUCUGGUCUCCACCAUUGGUGGGCACACGCCUCUAAAGCAAAACCACAGCGAGAUGCGGCGCGCCCCCGUGGCAAAGGCACCGGCCCCCAGCCCCGUCCACCGGCGCACGCUCCAGCCGUCGCUCUCGGCGACGCUCGAGCAGAUCGGCGGCUCGUUUCGUGAGUUUUUGUACGCGCCGCAAGUCGAAGAAAGCUUGUGCUCGCCUCGGCCACUGCUGGCACCGCCGCCAGCCGAACUCGCCCCCAAAGCAAAAGCGUUCGCCGUCGCCUCCAAGCGCUGCAAGUCUGUGCCUCGACGGCUGCUUGGUCGCUCGGUCAUCCUCUUCAACGGCAUGGCGGGCGUCGUCCGGUUUGCGGGCUCGACCGAGUUUGCCAACGGCACCAUGUAUGGGAUCGAACUCCAUGAACCCCACGGCAAGCACAGCGGCACAGUGCACGGGACGACGUACUUUACAUGCGCCAAGAACGUGCACGCGGCCCACGCUUUGCCGUACGGGGUCUUUGUGCGCGAGACGCAAAUCAAAACCUGGUUGUGAUCCCAGUAGUUGAAUCGAGUGUUCGUCGUCGUGUCAACAUGACAGUUUGUCGUAAACUCGUUGUCGU
Messenger RNA from Saprolegnia diclina VS20, 1180 nucleotides. RefSeq lists its product as hypothetical. The coding region runs from base 25 to 1113 and encodes 362 amino acids. Lineage: Eukaryota; Oomycota; Saprolegniomycetes; Saprolegniales; Saprolegniaceae. The transcript is spliced from 2 exons. The record is from RefSeq and is a predicted model, not a curated record.